GCGAAUGCCUUUGUCGCAGUAGGCUAUUUAGGCAGUUUUGACAUCAGUAAACACAUUCAUUUAUGUAACAAAAUGCAUUGAUCUCAAAGUGUAUCCACUUUAAAUUGUCGUUCUGUCAACUAUAGUCAUCCCUUUUGAAAGCAGCUGAAUAUCGUUUCCCUAUUUUCCGUACUAGGCUUAGGACCAAUCAGAGUGAAGGGGCUUGGACACAAAGAGAUUGCUGCCAAACUGGCAGCAAUUUUAUAUACAUUUGAUGUCGAAAUGUUUAUCCAAACAACCUCAAUCGUACUCCGUUGGAUUAUAAAGAGGACACCUGCAAGAUAUGAACUUUGCAGAGUGCCCGGUUCUUUCUCUGAUCGUGGAAAACUAAACACAUUCUAAUUUGCACACACAAACACAUAUUUCUGUCAUUAUUAGAGAGACGUUAUGACACAGUCAAAAACAUGUUGGCAUUGUGUUUCAACUGAAAACCUGUUCUUGUUCUUCACACUGAGUUUCUUUUCUGUCUGGGUACAUGAUAUAAAACAAGUAGACAAGGUUUCAGAAUUCCCAACAUUGCACCUGUGGUGUGCAUGUGUAUGAGUGUGUCCUUUUUAACAUAGAAACAGUCACAAGUAAAUACAAUGUAAAUAUUAAUAGAGGCUUUGAUGUGUAAAUCUAAAAGCACUUAGAGAAAAGGGUUUUAGCAGGGCUUUUUUCCUUUUCUUUUAGCUUUAUGAAGCACACACACACUCAACCUUUCAGGGCCAUAGCAAACAGGGGCUACCCUCAGGACACAGGCCAGCCAGUCAGCCUCCUCGCUCAGGCAGUAACAAGCCCUCCAGUAUGCUAAGGAGGAACAGCUGCUCUCCGUAGCCCACUGACAGGUGGCAGCUGUCUGUGGGCUCGCUUCUCUGUCCUCAUUAGGACACAAGUGCUCUUUUUUUUGGGUCGUUUGGGUCACAGCUGCUGAUAAUCUCACGUUGCCAUGUGCUUCUGCAUUCUAUCAUAUAAUGUGUCAUGACUCACAGUGAGUCACAGGGUACAGACAGUGAUCUCACUCCCUGUAGUGACUUUGCCAACGGCUUAUUAUUUAAAUGCAUUGGUGUAUUCAGCAUUAUGAAGGGAGGAGGUAUACUUUUGGGUGUAAUUCUCCCAUUGUGAUGAAAUGGACACCUAGUGUCCUAGGCUGUAGGUGUCCCGUGUGUCCUGCUGUAGGGGACGGUUUUGUACAUUUUGAAAAAGACAAAGCUGGCUUGAAAAUAAAUAUAAUGUGAGAUAAAUAUUUCCUCAGCUAAAAACUUUCAGUAAGUUCUCAUGUGUUGUAUAAAUGAGUGUUAAGCCCAUGUAUAAGUGUGUUUAAGAACUGACACAAAAGUGUAAACAUCUGUCCCAGUCCAGCAAGGAACCUCCUGUUGGAGUGGGGACAGAUGGAGAGUGUGUGGCUCACACAUUAGACAGUGCUGUCCGUUAUCUUCCGAAAAUAACGUUUAUUCUAUGGCCUUAUAUGUGCAGGGACUCCAGACUGCUUCUAGGGGAGGCAUCAUGUAUCACACAAUGCAGACUGCUGUCUCAUUGUUGCUGUGUCUCAGCAGGCUGGUUCACUGUCCUGGGGAGGAGGAGGGCUCUUUCACUCCAUCAGCUCACCAUGCACCUCAUUCAGAUUAACCAUGAGUGCCUACUCUACCUCUUCACCUUCUUGGACAAGGACAGUCGCAAGAGUGUAUCCCUCACAUGCCGCCGGCUCCGAGAGGUGUUCCUAGAUCCUCACCUGUGGUCGCUGCUCCACUUUAACUCCCCAUGCCAGCUUAAGAGGGACAACUUUGUGCUGGGGCCCUCGCUGCACUACCUGUCUGUGUGUUGGCACUCCAGCAGGGUCAAAGUGUGCAACAUUGAGGACUGGAUGAAGAGCACAUUUCAGAAGGACAUCUGUAGCAAACAUGAAAGUCUGGUUAGCGCAUUGUUGGAGCAAGUCUGCCUGACGUGUCCAAACCUUCUUUCCCUGACCUUGUCUGGCUGUGGACACAUCACAGACCAAGAUGUGGUGGCUUUGCUGCAUAGCUGCAGGAGGCUGAAAAGCCUCAAUCUGGAGAACUGUGUCCAGGUUACCGACUGUGUGCUGCAGGCUGUGGUAGCUCAUGGGGCCAGCCUGGUGGACGUGAGGGUGGACUUCUGUCGCAACGUGACUCAGACAGGCCUGCAGGUGAUCAGGGAGAGGAGGCCGUCCAUAAAACUCAGCGCAGAGAGGAGUGCAGGCAUGAUCCCGGACAGCAAGACCUGAUGAGCGGCUACAGCUCAGAAGGGCUCUGCAGAAAGUCUUGAAGUUCUCCUGAUAUGCCCUUUGAUGAUUUAAUUUGAUGGUGUUUUUAUAGAAAGUACUUGCAUUUGUUCUUAUUAUUUACAUUACAUUUUACAUUUACAUCAAAAUAUUUUUCAUGUAUUUAAAUUGUUUUAUACCGACUAUGUUUUCAAUGGCAAGCUAUAAUGAUAUAUUGUUCCCUUUGAAUCGUUCAGUGAAACCUUGUGUGUUAUAUAAUGACAAAGUAUGGAAUUCCAUUGUAGAGCAUUCUGUAGACUAUAGACUUCUAUUUCGUGGAAUAAAUGAUAAAGCAGAAUUGUAUUUAAAAAAAAAUCUAUAUAGUUUUGCUAUUGUUCUGAGAAAAGAUUCUAU
Osmerus eperlanus (European smelt) is the source of this 2650-nucleotide messenger RNA. RefSeq names its product F-box and leucine-rich repeat protein 22 (gene fbxl22). The transcript has 2 exons. The coding region runs from base 1487 to 2260 and encodes 257 amino acids. The record is from RefSeq and is a predicted model, not a curated record. Gene Ontology annotation, biological process: SCF-dependent proteasomal ubiquitin-dependent protein catabolic process. Gene Ontology annotation, molecular function: protein binding. NCBI's taxonomy places the organism in Eukaryota, Metazoa, Chordata, Actinopteri, Osmeriformes, Osmeridae. Gene Ontology annotation, cellular component: SCF ubiquitin ligase complex.